Molecule: messenger RNA, 4929 nt
Organism: Platichthys flesus (European flounder)
Lineage: Eukaryota; Metazoa; Chordata; Actinopteri; Pleuronectiformes; Pleuronectidae
Gene: ark2ca
Product: arkadia (RNF111) C-terminal like ring finger ubiquitin ligase 2Ca
Exons: 8
Coding region: 88-1125 (345 amino acids)
Molecular function (GO): ubiquitin protein ligase activity; zinc ion binding
Source: RefSeq, a predicted model, not a curated record
CGUUUGAACGCGCCGAGCACCGGAGGGGAUCAUUUCCAUGGACCAUCUGUCUCGCUGCGGCCGCUGCACAACAAAGAAGGACCCAGGAUGGUGUUAGUACAUGUUGGAUAUCUGGUUCUCCCCGUCUUCGGCUCAGUUAGAAAUAGAGGAGCACACUUCACCAGGCAUCACAAUAGCCAUGCUACCUCCUGCCGACACUUUCACCUGGGCGCUCCCCAGGCGCCCAUCUCAGCCGAGUUCCCUCUGGGACACACCAGCCAGCCCCCUCAGACGGGCCUGGCCACCCACCUGCCCCCGGCGCACCAUCCGCCCCUCACUGCCCUGCCCGCACCCCCCCAGUUCCAGGAUGUGCCGGGGCCUCCAUUCCUACCUCAGGCCUUACACCAGCAAUACCUCAUCCAGCAGCAGCUUCUUGAAGCGCAGCACCGCAGGAUCCUCCCGCACUCCAGAAGAACCCAGGAGCGUAUUCCCCUGAACCCUCACCGACUGCGUUCGGGCUACGAGUUCUCCCCUCCCCUCCAUGUUCCACAGCCAAUGACACAGCAGCCGCGGUAUCUGGCCGAAGGCACUGACUGGGACCUGAGUGUGGACGCGGGCAUCCCUCACCACCAGUACCAGCUCCAGCAGCUCCCUCAGCACUAUCAGCAUUACCUGGCCUCCCCUCGCAUGCACCACUUCCCCAGGAACACAUCCUCCGCACAAGUGGUCGUGCAUGAAAUCAGAAACUACCCGUACCCCCAGCUGCACCUGUUGGCCCUGCAAAGUCUGAAUCCCUCGAGGCACGCCACUGCUGUGCGAGAGAGUUACGAGGAGCUGUUGCAGCUUGAAGACCGGCUGGGGAGUGUAAGCAGAGGAGCCGUUCAGACGACCAUCGAGAGAUUCACCUUUCCACACAAAUACAAGAAGAGAAAGCCACUGCAUCUGAAGAUCGGGGAGGAGGAGGAAACCGAUGUGGAUGAGAAGUGUACCAUCUGUCUGUCUAUGCUGGAGGACGCCGAGGACGUCAGGAGACUGCCCUGCAUGCACCUCUUCCACCAGGGCUGCGUGGACCAAUGGCUGGCCACCAGCAGGAAGUGUCCAAUCUGCCGCGUUGACAUCGAAACACAGCUGAACCCUGACAGCUGAUGAGAUUCAGACCGCGCACGCACACACACCCCCCUCCACACUCUUGUCAAUCACCGUUGUGUGGUUCCACGCUUUCUUCCACCCCAUCCCCCCCACACCCAACUGUCGGGUGCUUUGCCAAAUGUCUCCAGACGUCAUGUGACAUCACCACCCUCCUUCUGACUCAUGCUUUACUGAGCCAAGCCAGGAUAACUAACUGCACGAGAGGCCGCGACAGAGUCUCUUUUAUAUAGAAGCACAUCCUUCUGGAAGCAAAAGACAUGCAAACACACACACACACUCUCACACACACACAGAUAUGUACACAGGGUUUACUUGUAGCUUGCUGCUUGUCAGUUGGGUGUUGUUGCUGUGGUAGUGUUGUACUGUAGGUAGCCCCGGGCUGUGUAGCAUGUCCUUAAAGCCAUGACUUAAUGUCCCGAGAGUGGAAUCAUAACCCCACAGUGAGCUGGCUACUUUCUCCCUCUCUCAUACAUGUAUUAUGAGAGAGUGUAUUAUACAUGUACAUAUAUAUGUAUAAUACACACACAUUUAAUAUAUAUAUAUAUAUAUAUGUAUAUAUAUAUAUAUAUUUCUCUCUUUUCACACACACUUCAACAUGAAUAUUCUGCCACACAAGAAAGCUUACCAGAAACUAAAUGCUCUGAUGCCAUGUUUACCUAAAGAUCAUUUGUGGUCGUAGUAGAGUAGCAGUAACCAACAAGUGAUAUCUGGUGCACAGACGCCCUCCUGGUGGGCGAGCGCCAGCCUAGCUGAGUGUUUUACUUCUCUCAUGCAGCUUUGACAUUUUUGCAAUACAGUCGUACAUUUACCUUGGGUUGGUGUCAUGUGAGAUGGUGUCGUGUGAGUUGGUCUCUCUGUCACUGCCGCAUAAAACCCAGCCCGGUGACUUGAGUCGUUGUGUGUGUUUUUAACGUUUAAAAAAGAGAAAAAAUAGGUAGAGAGUAUUUUACCAAAAUCAAUUUUUGUUUUCACAGUGUAGCUUCAACCUGGCGACACGUCUGUGCUCGGCCCUGCUGUGAGUGUGUGGAUGUGGCAAACUAAAAGUGUGGGUGUUGGAAAAAGUGCAAAUGUGAGUGUGUGAGUUUAAGGGUUUCAGGCAACAGGUAGACUCACUGUAGGUUAAUGGCCACUGGAGUGCUUAUACAACACGAAGCCCAAAAAAAAACAAAACAGGAGGAUGAAUAAAAGAAAGUAUCGUGCACUGCCGAGCGAGGUGGGAGGAAGAUUGAGCCGCUUUGGUACCUGCACCUUCAUCUUGGCGCCGGGCCAGUGGCAGAACGUCGUGAGCUAAAAAAAAAUGCAUGUUUCAGCGUCGAGUCGGGCUGUGAGCUUUGCAAGUGUUACUCCAUUUUCAGGGUGCAGAGACGGCUGUGCAUGACUUAGUGAUUGCUUCUCGACACUAACAAAGAAACAAAAAAAAAAACAAGCACGGCGUCAGAUCCCCUGACUUGUAGCGUGCGUGCAUCUCGGGAUCCUCUUUCGGUGGGAACCUGUUGGCCUAAAGAACAAACACAUGUGACAGUAGUUACGGUGACAAGUAGUUCUUUUCACUCGGUAUUGCAUUUGGUUCAUAUUUAGGUAUAGAUUCAUGCAGUGUUUUCAGCAGAGAGAAGAGCUUGUGUAUUGAUCUCGUGUAUUUGUGUGACAGACCUCCCCUCGUGGUUGCUAUGCUGGUUGCUAUGCUGUAUUGCUAGAACAUGUAGAACGUGGUGUGACGGAGGCAGCCUCCCUCUCACAGUGCACACAGACGUGAGACGACACGGCAGCAGGGGGAACACUCAGGCUGUUCCAUCCAGUCUCGCCUGCUUUCACUUCGGUUCACAGGUCCCUGCGUGUUAAUUGCUGCUCUGAGGACCCUCGCCGUCCUACGCACUGUGAUGAUUAAGAAUAAGACUUGGCCCAGAGUCUCUUUCAGGCCAAGGACCAAUCAAAACAGGAUCCACUUCUCCCUGUCUUGUGCACUGCCAGUGUCGACACUGCCUCCUCCUGUAGUGGAGUCAUCCGUGAUGAAGUUUUCAUAGUUUACACAGGGUCUUGUCAGUUCAGAUGCCUUAAGUAUUUAACAAUCAUAAUUUAUUACUAACUGUAGAUAUUGUGGGUAUGUAUUUAAUUUUGUAUAGUUUUUUUUUCUGGGGGGGGGCGACUGAAUCAUAAUUUAUUUAUUUAGAAAUAACACAAAAAAUGCUAUGAAAAAAAAACAAUUACCUCAUUUUUGCAUUGUUUUAAAUAGGAAUGCUUUGCAUGCAGUUGUACUUUUUGGAACACUGAAACGAAAACAACAAAAAUAACACGAUUCACCCUGCUGUUUGACCUCCACAAGCUGGCUGCGCGAUGUUUACUGUCCAAGUCUGAGCUACUGAGCCCGCUCUCUCUCUCUCCUGCUCUCUCUCUCUGUCUCUCUCUCUCUCUCUCUCUCUCUGUCUGUCUCUCUCUCUUUCUCACUCUCAUGUGGUGCUGUGGAUCUUGGUUACAUUCCAUUCAAUGCAAUUUCUCAGAUCCCCCAUGCUGUGAUGUAGUGGACAAACUGCAAUGAAGUGAAUUGGUUUUAGUUUGUGACUUCUCUUUUCUUUUGUUUUGCACUCACUUGUUUAAAUAUGGGAACCCUCUCACUGGCAAAAAGGUAGUUUCGAUAAUUUCAAAUUAUCACUAAGAACUCUGGCUUUUUUUUAAAUUUUAUUUUCAAAUUUCAUUUUUAAUGCUCUGCUUCUCACAAUGCACUAUGGGUCUUAAUGAUGAUCAUCUGUGAAGCAUGUUCCUUCGCUUUAACUCUUUUGUGUCGAUCUCUUUUCAUUUGAAUUUCUCUGGUGUUUCUCUUCAGUUCGUUUUUUCCAGACUAGUUUGUAGACUUACGCAUAACAAGUGCCUCGCUCUAAGUGUUAGGAGAUAUUUCCAUAUGACUGAAACCAUCAACAAUCAAUCCACGAAGCCACCAUGCCUUAUUGGUCGCCCAGUUAAUUGAAAGAAUGGGUCACGAAGGAGCUACGACAACAUUUGACAGGUGUCUACAAAAGCCAUUUUCCUCAAAAACUUCCAGUCAAAAUGUCCAAAAUAGCUGCGGGGAAAUAGUUUUAAAGAGGCAUCUUUCACUGUGGGCUUUACAAAUACUCCACUCACCUUUCGCUCCUUCAUUUCUCCCUUCUCCCUAUCUCCCAUCUCCUAUUCUCUCCAUUUCUUCUUUUGAUUUCACCGUCCAUCCCUCCUCUCUGGAUCUAUCCUCCGUUUCCUUUCCCAGUCUAAAAAGGAAGGCAAGGAUUUUAAAGCACAACCUUUUUCUAAAAAUGCAUGUUUUCUCAGGUUUCAAUAUAGUCUCAAUGGUUUAAUAGUAUAUGGUGAAAAUAUAUACAAAGAAUAUAACAGAAAAAAAAACUAUUAAUUUUGUUGCUGCUUGAAUCUGAAAAACAAAACUGAAGAGAAAAAUCCCAAAAAGUGCCAGUGAAAGGGCUGCCGCCAUCCUCGUAUGAAAAUCUGCUGUUUAGCUGUGACUGCGCAAUGUUUUUCAAUAUAGGAUAUUUUAUCUGAAAAUAGAACUAUUUAUCAUUAAUAUUAAAGCAAUAGCGCAUUAGUGGUGAUGAGUGUGUUAAUGAAGAAAUGGAUGAGCAUAUUAUGGGUAAAUGUUAGAUUCACAUUUGGUGGAAUUUUGUACUUUAUUUAUUAUUACUAAUAAUAAUAAUAACGGUGAUGAUUUCAAAAGUUGCAUUGCUAAACCCAAACUGUUCUGUUUUUUUAAUUUGAAUUUAAUUUCAUGGCUUGUAUAUUAUCCUUUUGUAUGUGCUCUUUUUGUAAUAAAUUGGAUAAAAUUGA